Cicer arietinum (chickpea) is the source of this 1127-nucleotide messenger RNA. RefSeq lists its product as uncharacterized. The record is from RefSeq and is a predicted model, not a curated record. Lineage: Eukaryota; Viridiplantae; Streptophyta; Magnoliopsida; Fabales; Fabaceae.
CUAGUCUUGUGUGCAGAUAUUACUGUCAAUACGAAACAUCGAAACACAAAUAAACAUUUCGUAAUUUUCCACUUUUCUCUGUCUAUCUCUCAGAUCAUAGUUCCUCUAAUGGCCGCCAUCAUUUCACGAAGAAUAAGAUUAGCUUCAUCGAUCUUAAAACCCUCUCAUUUUCCACUUUCAUCAUCAUCAUCAUCUUCAACCACCCCUCAAUUUCCAAUCUUUGAACCCUUUAACCCCAACCCAUCUUCUUCCUUUUCCACUUUUCCCCAUUUUUUCUCUCAAUCUCCAAAUCCCACUUCUCAUUUCAAUUUGGGUCCCUUUUCAUCACACAAAGUUUCAAACUUUAUUAACCCUUUUUUUCAAUUAACAAAACCCAAGUUUUUCUCAACCAAUGAUUCAUCAUCAUCGUCAGAUUCUGAUAAUGAUAAACAAUCAAACCCAAACCCAAACCCAAAUCCAUACCCAAGUCAAAAUCCAAACUUCAAACACCAAGAAAUUGAAGGUCCAACAGUUGAACGUGACCUAUCACCACUUGCAAACGAAACAAGAGAAGUUCUAGAAAGAAUGAUGAAGAACAUCUAUGGAUUAAGCAGGGUUGUUGCUCUAAUGGGUCUUGUUCAGCUUUGUAUUGGAGGUUGGAUCACAUACAUAACUAAAUCUUCACCUAUUACUGAGGUUUCUGUUCAAAGCUUUUUAGCUUUUGCGUUUCCUUUUUCAUUGGCGUUUAUGCUGCGCCAAUCAUUGAAGCCAAUGCAUUUCUUUAAGAAAAUGGAGGAACAAGGUAGGUUGCAGAUUCUUACACUUACGCUUCAAGUUGCUAAGCAAAUGAAUGUUUUGUUUGUUAGGGUUAGAGGGGUUUCUUUUCUUUGUAUUGUUGGUUUGUCUGCUGGAUUGGUUUUUGCUGUGUUUUCUAAAUGAGUUUUGGUUUUGGAUUUUAUAAUGAUCAAUUUGGGAUUAUUAGAAGGUUUUGAUUUUCAGUUUUUAUCAUAGUGUAGUGACCAUAUUUUAAUUGAAAAGUUGAAAUAUUAUGGGUAUAGUUGUUGAGUGGUUAUUUGUCUUGUUCACAAUGCUGUAUUUUUUGGGAUAGUGAUGAAACAAUGAGUUGAAAUAAACUUCUUUUUCUCUCU